Messenger RNA from Marmota monax (woodchuck), 7895 nucleotides. RefSeq names its product sorting nexin 10 (gene Snx10). Gene Ontology annotation, molecular function: phosphatidylinositol binding. The transcript has 7 exons. Gene Ontology annotation, biological process: intracellular protein transport. The record is from RefSeq and is a predicted model, not a curated record. NCBI's taxonomy places the organism in Eukaryota, Metazoa, Chordata, Mammalia, Rodentia, Sciuridae. The coding region runs from base 298 to 852 and encodes 184 amino acids.
ACAGGCGCUGAGCGCGGGAGCGGGGCCGCUACGUGCGCGGGGCUGCGCUCGUGUGCGCUCGCCGCCGCCGCCGCGCGCCUUUGAGUCAGCAAACUCCGCCGCUGGCCCGCCGGCUGGUGCGAUCUGCCCAGCCCUGCCGGGAGGAGCCGCCCGUAAGUGACAGAAGACCUGCCGCGGAGGCCUCCCCAGCACGGGGAGUGGGCACCUCGGCCGGGGGACUAGCCGACCGCCCCUUCUUUCCCACAGGAAGACGUGGGGCCCUUCCAGCUGCGCGCAGAUUGAUCGUGUCCUGUGAAGAUGUUUCCAGAACAACAGAAAGAGGAAUUUGUCAGCGUCUGGGUCCGAGAUCCUAGGAUUCAGAAGGAGGACUUUUGGCAUUCAUAUAUUGACUAUGAGAUAUGUAUCCAUACUAAUAGCAUGUGUUUUACAAUGAAAACAUCCUGUGUACGCAGAAGAUAUAGAGAAUUCGUGUGGCUGAGGCAGAGACUCCAAAAUAAUGCAUUGCUGGUACAAUUGCCAGAACUUCCAUCUAAAAACCUGUUUUUCAACAUGAACAAUCGCCAACACGUUGAUCAGCGUCGCCAGGGUUUGGAAGAUUUCCUCAGAAAAGUCCUGCAGAAUGCACUUUUGCUUUCAGAUAGCAGCCUUCACCUCUUCUUGCAGAGCCAUCUGAACUCAGACGACAUUGAGGCCUGUGUUUCUGGGCAGACCAAGUACUCGGUGGAAGAAGCAAUUCACAAAUUUGCCUUGAUGAACAGACGUUUCCCUGAAGAAGAUGAAGAAGGGAGAAAAGAAAAUGAUGUAGAUUACGAUUCAGAAAGGUCUACCUAUCACGUUCAUCUCCUGACCUGAAGGAGACCUCCCCUGAAAGCCAUGGUGUGAGAAGCAAUCUUAUUUCUAAGGAACAAUAGACAAAUAUUAACCACUUCUUUGAGAAAAUCAUUUUUAUGUCCACAUGCCCUAUGUUCUAUGUUCAGCCCAGCCUAUAGGCAAGUCCCUUAGUCCUUAGGGUAAAUGUGUAAGAGGGCUUGGAGUGAGGUUACCAGGGCAGGAGGACACCUGAAAACACUGUUGAACCGUUUCAGUGUUGGAAAGAGAAAGACAAAAACAGGUCUACAGGUCAGAGUCAACCUACAAGGUAGUUUAUAAAUUGUAAGGAGCAUCUGCUAUAGACAUGCUGGGACAUGCUGGGACUCACUAACUUGCUGGACAUAAGGAACAGCAGCCAUUGAACUGCUUAGUCAUGUCUGCUUGUAAUUGAUAAAGAGCUGUAAGGGGCACUAGCCAUAGGCAUCCUUAGCAAUGACUGGUUACAAUUGAUGGGGAGCACAGCUCCAUGGACAUGCACAAAGAACACACCCAGCUGCAGUUACAUCACCUCACCGGACAUAACCAAUGGACAUUGAUUUUCACUGGGUGAAACCAAUCACCAACGUACAACAGAAUAUUGAUGAGACUGGCCUCCUUGCUGUCCAUCCCUGGACUGACCUCACCAUUCCCUGAUGUCCAGCCAUCAGCUGGAGAGAACCACCAGACAAUGUCUGUUCUUUGGCUAAGAGAAAUCGUGUGGCAUUGGAGGUAUUUGGGAGCUCGUGGUUGCCCUAGGAUUGUGUGAUUUGCUUAUAGUGUUUAGUUAGUGGGCAUCCAAUGAUAGUUGGGGUGUUCCUACACACCCAACACUUUUUACAUUGAUUGUUUGUAUUUGAUGAUUGGUGUGAUCGAAUAUACGCUUGCAGUUAAAGACAGUCUGCCAGCACCACUCACCACACAAUAUUACUUACAAUAUUACAAUUUACAAUAUUACUGUACUUUAUAUAUUUUUUUUAAAUUAAAAUUUCUUUAACCUUUCAUUCUCUAUUUGAAAUGUGCUUAACAUUAUUAUUUCAUCCUCAGUUUUGCUUCUGUAAUUUCUGGUACUUUUCUGAGUCAAAAGCUUGUUUAUAACUAUAUUAAAUAAUUGACUUCCAAACUCAAAUGUGACAUACGUGGAAAGGCUUUGUCAGUGAUCUGUAUUUUGAGCAAUUUAAUUUAAGGUUAUUUUUAGUGGAUGUAGGUAUUGUAGAGCUUGUGGUUGAGCUUGACCUCCAGAGCAAGAACAAUAACCAAAAAAUGUAACCAUAGUAAAACUUAUUGACUUCUAGCAUUGUGUUGACCUGUAACAGAGCCAGAAAAAAGGAGAGUGUUGGUUAAGGCAGGAGAGAUUGUACUGUCUGUUAAAAGAGAUUGUUUUGAAAUAGAAUGGAAAUAAAAAAGAGGUAGUGUUAUCUGGAGAACACAGAAACUGUAACAAAGAACCCCCAGGUUGUAAUGGCUCAAAUGGGAGGAAAAAAAAUCCAUUUCUCUCAGAUAAUUCUCCAAAGCAGGUGGGCAAUCUUGGUUCCAGGAAGACAUUCAGGGACCCAGGUUGGUGGAAAGGCUGUGCCACCCACAAGGUGUGCUUUCUGAGAUUGGUCCAAUCAGUCCCCUCUACAGCCAGAAAGAAGGAAAAGGAAGAGCAUGGCUGGGGGAGACUCCUUUUAAUUUGUUUUCCAAUAGGAAUUUUUGAAACACACACAAAAAAUAUCAUAUAUCUCCAUAUCCAUAUGCACCCUUCGCUCAGCUUCAACAGUUAUCUUUAUAUGGCCAAAAGGUGUCAUCUGUUUCCUCCAAAGAUGCCCUCCCCCUUUGCUGUACUAUUUAAAGUCAAACCCAGACAUCUUUAAGAUUAUCUGAAAGUUGUCCACAUCACUGUAUGACUCAGUCACACACCACAUUUAGCCACAAACAAAACUGGGCAGUUGUGCCUCUCUUGAAAGUACAGAAUUGGAGGUGGGGAGGAGACUUGAAAAAGAUUAUAGAGAUUGAAAUUAAAUUAUUCAAGAAAAGACCAAAGACAUUUCUACACUGUAGUAAAAUCCAAAUGAUGAUGAUCACAUACUGAGACCUCCUGAGAAGCUACUGUGAGUCUUAUGCUUUUGUAUUUUCAGCAAAUGCAAUAUUUACUGAAUAGAAACAGAAUGGCAAAAUGAAGUGGCUUAGAAAAACACCACAGAAUCUUGCUCUUUUUCUCAGCUGUGUAUAACUAGUUGAGAUAAGGAUUUUAGAGACCAGAAAGUCAAUAUGUGUGUAAAUGAUGAAGAUGGUUUAUUUGCUUCUGCUGUUGGACUCUUAGGUCUUUUCAGGUGUUACAAAAUAUGUGUGUUUGUGAUUUUAUGUAUUUUUGUGUAAUAAAAAGAGAGAACAAGACACCACAGAAUUUAAAUGAACUAGAGAACCAGUUUAGACUAGUUUAAUGAAUUGAUUCAUGUUAACAAACAUUUAUUAAGCAUGUAUAUUCAGAAAAUUGAUCUGAGUCCUCCAGGGGCUAUGAUGAUAAGCAUACAGCCCUUGUUUUCAGGGGACCUCAAUCUGAGGGUAGAUAUACAGGAAAAUAUCUAACCAUGAUUCAAGACAGAAUGUACUAGGUGCCGUAGUUGAGGGCAGUGGGUAUCCUUUGUUUUGCUCACCCCCUGCUCUCUUCUUGCACAUCUCUAGGUGUUUCUCAGGGGCCAUCCCUUCAGCCCUUGUGCCUGUGGUUUGAAUGAAGCUGAUUCAACCUCCAUCAUCAAAGGGGGCUGCAAUCCAAGCCUGGCCAACCAGAGCAAUGGUAUUUUCCUAGCUUUACAUGAUUGGUUCAAAAGUGGGCAUGUGACCCCAUCAAAACCAAUGAUUUUCUUUUUAUCACUGUUAAGAAAAGAAACUGUCUUUUAUCCUCUGGGUUGGUGGGAUAAGAUGCAAACUUGGAACUGUGGGAAGCUAUCUUGCUACCGUCUUGAGCACUGGUGAGAGUGGGCCAGGAUGACACUGUUUAAACCUGCUGGGUACUUCUCUUGUCAAGAACUGCAGUAAGCACAUUAUUCACUGUUUAUUGAUUCACCCACUUGCUCAAUUUGUCUGUGUUGUUGCAUUUAAUCUCUAUAACAUUAAUCUGAGGUGGGUAGCAUUAUCCCCAUUAUAUUAGACAGACCUAUUGCUCAUGAAUGGAAGACUUGGGAUAUAAUUCAGCUGUUUGUCAAUCCUUGAUCACCCCUUCUGUGGUUUCCCUAGAUACAGCUUCUUAAAGAGAAAAUAGCUCUUACAAGACCCGUGUGUUCUCUUAGCACCUAGAAUAGUGCCAUCACUUGGAAGGUACUCCUUAAAUCUUUAUUGACUGUGUGCAUGUUUGUGGGGCAAUGCAUCAUGGUAUUGUUAACCAGAGUGGGGAGCACAGGAAGAAGUGUAGCAGGAACAAGGGCAUGAAUUCAGGUGUGGCAGUGAUGAUUUUGAAAUGUGGCUACAGGAAGAAAUGACAUGCCCAGAGAUGAAAAUGGGGGGAGGAGGAUAAAUUGGCCAUCUUUAUACAAAUAUUAUCUCAGUGAAGCCUUCCUUGGCCCUACAUUGAAGUCUCCUUCUCAACUCCUCUGCCCUUACCCUCUCCAUCCCUUUCCCUACUUUAUAUUGUCUUUAACAAUUAUCACAUACACCUAAAUGGAUAUCUAUUUGUUUCUAUCUCCUCUGCACUCCCAUGAUAAUGGAAGUUGCAGUUGUCUAGGGGGAUAGGCUGUUGUUCAUUGUAUCAUUCCAUAUACUUGGAAUAGUGCCUGGUACCUGGGAGGUACUCAAAAAUAUUUACUGAAUCAAUAAUGGAAGUGGGUGAGAUUGCUCACUGAUGGUAGAUCUAGAAGAGGGUGGACAGACAGAAAAUCCAAGAGUUAGAAAGCAAACCAAUGAAGGACAACUCUGAAGAAUACAGAAGGCAGAAGGUCUCAAAGAGGCAGCCAUGGGCAAUAGGGUCCAAUGUUGUAGAGAGGUCACAUUGGCCCAGACCACCCGAUAUAGAAUGAAUUCUCUUUGGUAGCAUCGUACAGUAUAUGGUAUGUGUUCUAGUCUGUUUCUGCUACUGUAAUAGAAUACCAUUGACUGGGUAAAUUAUAAACAAUAAAGGCUUAUUUUAUUCACAUUACUGGAGGUUGGAAAGUCCAAGAUUAAGAGGCUACUUCUGGUGAGGGCCUUCUUGCCAAGUCAAAACAUGGCAGAAGGGCAAAUGAGCACAUGCAAUACAGAAAAAUUGGACAAAAUUCAUCUUUUUAUUAGGAAUCUGUUUCUAACUAACCUGCUCCCACAGAUUAGCUAACUUAUUCCCAUGAUAGCAGCCUUAAUCCAUUGAUGAGGCUAGAGCUCUUAUCACCUAAUUACCUCUUAAAAGUCCACCUCUCAGUACCUUCAGAAUGGCAAUUAAGUUCCAAGAUCAAUUUUGGAGGAGACUCUCAAAAUAUAGCAGUGUGACAGUGCUUGGGAUUCAGUCAGUCCAGUCCUGUUACUUAUUAGUUAUAUGAAUUUGAAUAGAUCACUGAACUUCUGAGUCUCAGUUCCUUAUCAGUAAAAUGGGUAUAACUGACCAUACCUUCAAACAUAAUUUUGAGGAUGAAUUGAAUUACUGCAUGGGAAAGACAUAUCUCUGUGUGAACCAUUACUAUUAUUAUUGAUUUUCAACGAUUAGAAUAAAUGUAUAGACUAAAGGAAGUCAUGCAGAUGUCUAUAACCUUAUUAAUUGUGAAUAAUUGAUUUUAAGACAAAAUAUAUGAUGAUUCUUGCCAUCAUUUUCAGUCAUCAUGCAAAUUUAUUUGAACGUGAGCACUUGUAUUUAUGAAUUUGAGUUUGAGGCAUUUUCUUUAUCAUGCCGGUUUCUGGUUUUAAAUAUGCCUUCUUGCUUAGGCUGUUUAUGCAAAUGCAAAACCUCAAAGACAAGAAGCAACAUUUCAGUUCGCUGUUAGUUGGGUUGGAGAGCUACCAGCAACCAUUCCCUUCCCCCGCCCCCUGCAGGACAUCUCGGUUUUUUCAUCCUCUGCAGCCAGGAGGUUGCAUUGUAGCCUCUCUUUCUAGAAAAUCCCUGAUUUUAUUUAUGCAUUAGCCUUUGAUGUUGUAGAUUUUGAGUUUGAUUUAGUCCUGGUGGCUGCAAGUUUAACAUUUUCUGAAUAUUUUCAAGCCCACAACCAUAUUUGACAGCAAAGAAGCUGGAAGGAUGAAUAGACUUCCAUGUUGCUUGGUUGUACGUAGGGAGAGGCUGGCAGAAAUUUGCAAGCAUUUGCAUAUAUACAAUUGUCUGUCUGAUGUUUGCUUCCAUGCUUGCUCUCCUCCUCUGCCCCCUGUUCUCUUUGUGCAGUGAAUUACUAAUACAAAUACAGAUAAUGAAAUUUCUGAUCUCAGCCUGCAAAGCAGACAUGCAUUUUGGAAGGUAUCUGGGGAAAAUGGAUAGGCUCUCCUGAUCUUGUUGCUUUAUCCAGACAGGGCAAUGAAGAGGAGAAAGUAAUUACAAAGACUUGUCUUUGAAGGUAGAAUGAGUGGCACUGACAGGGUUUCUUUUCAGGGAAUCUUGUAGAGAUGGUAUUUUCUUGUUAAUACAGGUAGGUAUUAUUCCUGGAAAUGGAGUUUAUGUAUUAAAUGUGUGUUCAGCAGAUGGGACACUGUCCACAGGAAGCAGAACGAGUCUGUCUUUUUGAGUUCAAGGCAGAGUAAGUAUAAGGUAGUGGAAUUUGCCCCCAGCCUGAGGCAGACCCCAGAGCAGCCAUGAUAGUUCAAAUCCCAGAGAGAAGAAUUUGCCAUGAAAGCAAUUUUUUUUUUUUUUAAGCAAAUCACUGCUCCUACUUAUUUAGGAAUGACCAGUUUCUUAAGCAGAAGCAUGACUUAGUUGGGCAACUGGAGGUGGUGACUUUGUGGCCCUAAUUAGGUGGCAGUGAUAUCAGGGAUGCUUAGCUUGCUUGACUACAGAGUGCAUUCCUAUUAACUAUUAGAAAGUUCCCUGGAGAGAAGAUCUCAAGGAGGACCUUAAUUGGAAACUUUUUAGAGUAACAAACAUUUUCUUUUACCUAUAUCUUUGUGAUGGACUUAAAGUUAAUACUCUGGCAAAUAAGCAGCAAAAAUUAAGCCCAUGCUUCGUUAAGCAAAUAAACAAAGAAAUUUUAGUUGUUGAUGCACCUUAUAAUUUAUGGCACAACAUGAUCACCUCUGGUUUCUUAAAAGACACAUUAAUUUUUUCCUUUUAAAAUAAUCUUUGGUGUUACUUAUUAUCCACCUUUUAUCAUGUAUCACGUAGUAAACAUCAAUUCUGUUUGUCUGAAUAGGUUUCUACACAACCCAAGUUUGUGCUGACAGCUUGUAGGAAAAGAACAAAUAUUUGAUUUUUAUUUCAUGUAAAUAUUGCAUGCUGUCAAACAAGAUUGGCUUAAAGAGGCUAAGAUUUUGUCUUUCAUAAGAUUUUUGUCUUUCAUAGCUCACCAAGGGACAGCUAAUCUAUAGCAGAAAUAAUUUUAAAUGUAGAACUGCUGUGUGGAAAACAGAGACCUCCCACUGGUUGAAAUGACAUUAGUGGAAAAAAAUUUUAGCUGAAAAAGGUUAUGAAAUGUUUAUUUUGAUAUACAGCUAAGAUAUGUUGGGAAUAGAAUAAAAACAGAGAGAAAUGGCUUAAAAGACUGUGCUAACAGCUAUUACUCUAUUGGAAAUUAGAUUAGUGGUAUUAUAACACUUUAAAUAGACAUACAUGAAAUGAUAUAACUAUACUAGGACAGGGUUAAAUAAAAUAGCAUUAUUCUGAAUAAGGUCGAAAUUCAGUUCUCAAAGUGACUGACAUGAAGGAACUCAUGGAGCCAUUGUUGGGUUCUUUGCUGUCCUUCGAUUCUCUGUUACCUGUCCUUUACAGCCCAUAAUGAGGCAGGUUGAGGUACACUGUUGCACUUUUGUGGCAGACAGUGAAUGGAAGGAAAUUUCUCUUAAAAGUGAAGACCAUGUUGAUCCCAAGGAUGCUAUUGCACCGACUCUACACUAUGGAGGUUUAAGCUAGUUCGCGAAACUCAUUUGCAGAUGCAAUGGAUACCAAACUGAAAUAUGAAAUAUUCAUUACA